UGCUCCCCUCACCCCCCGCCCAGCUCGGACUCCGCUGCGCCCCUCCCCCAUCGCACAGGACCCCCCGCCCGGCUCGGACCCCGCUGCACCCCCCCCAACAGGGACUUCCGGGGGCCAGCUUAGAUCCUGCUGCUCCCCUCCUCCCCAAUAGGGAGCCUGUCAGCUGCUGAGAGCUUCUCCCACCUGCAGCACCCACCAGGUAUUCACUUGGGCCCCUGGGUGCCCACUCUGCUUCCAGAGGGUGCUUCCUGUGUUCCCUUCUUCCUAAGUGCCUAGAGGGGACCUGGGGUGCUGUGUCCCUCUGGCAUCCCUCUUGGGUGCUGGGAUUUCCUCACCAAGCUUGUCCUCCGCGUGACACGCAUAGGGGUUGUCCUGGUUGGCAUUCGCGCCCUGCUUGGGACCUAGAGCAGCACAGUCCACGGGAGGUUGCACCGAGCUAGUUUGUGCCCCUCGGUACUGGAUCCAUCGCAGGGAGAGGAUUCUGGCAUGUACACCCCAGGUGGCUCUGGGUUGCCUGGAGGGCGCAGGCGGAGAGGCCAGAGUGGAGGUGCCCUGCCAAAGCAGCCAGAGAGGAGCCUGGCUUCUGCGCUGCCCGGCGCCCUGUCUAUCACAGCCCUGUGCACUGCACUGGCGGAACCUGCCUGGCUACGGAUUCACGGGGGGACCUGUUCCCGUCAGGAGCUGGGUGUAGCUGAUGUACUUGGUUACGUGGAUCCAGAAUUGCUUAGAGACUACUGCAUGAAUCCACAGACAGUCUUGUUGCUCCGGGUCAUCGCUGCUUUCUGUUUCCUUGGAAUAAUCUGCAGCCUUUCAGCUUUCCUGCUGGAUGUUUUCGGACCCAAGCAUCCUGCGCUGAAGAUUACUCGGCGCUAUGCCUUUGCUCACAUUCUCACAGUUUUGCAAUGUGCCACUGUGAUUGGAUUCUGUUACUGGGCCUCGGAGCUGAUUCUUGCGCAGCAGCAGCAGCACAAAAAAUACCAUGGAUCUCAAGUCUACGUCACCUUUGCUGUCAGCUUUUACCUAGUGGCGGGAGCUGGCGGAGCCUCCAUCCUCGCUACUGCUGCCAACCUGCUGCGCCACUACCCAACUGAGGAGGAGGAGCAGGCACUGGAGCUCCUGUCCGAGAUGGAGGAGAAUGAACCUUACCCAGCGGAGUACGAAGUGAUCAACCAAUUCCAGCCGCCUCCUGCUUAUACGCCAUAAUGCUGCUUUCUCCCAGCCCCCCAAAACUAACUGCCCACCUCUUUUUGGGAAUGCACUCCCUUGCCCAUGGAGGCCACUCAACAGUGCCUCACUUCCCAGGCACCUUGCUCACUCUUAUGCUCUUCUACCCACAA
Molecule: messenger RNA, 1337 nt
Organism: Malaclemys terrapin pileata
Lineage: Eukaryota; Metazoa; Chordata; Testudines; Emydidae
Gene: TMEM127
Product: transmembrane protein 127
Exons: 3
Coding region: 487-1203 (238 amino acids)
Biological process (GO): negative regulation of TOR signaling; negative regulation of cell population proliferation
Cellular component (GO): membrane
Source: RefSeq, a predicted model, not a curated record